AUGUUCCUGCCUGCUGCCAAGAUGCACCAAUUCCAGGAGAAGCUCUGGCGCCACAACAAACUAGCAAAUAUUGGACCCAUUCUGGAGUAUAAUGCCAAUGAAUAUCACAAUGAAAAUGUAUAUACACUUUUGGUCAUGAAUCUAAAUCCAUCAGUGAAAGAAGCAUUAACCAGACCCAAUCAGAUACAUUGGCAUGAGGUGAUCAAGGCAGAAAUGGAUGGUCUUGAGAGCAUGCAUAUCUGGGAGACUGUGGACUGGCCCAAAGACACAAACCUCAUGGACUCCAAACUUGUCCUACAGGUCAAGACCAACACAAGCAAUGUUCCAUAUAAGUUCAAGGCUAGAUUCUGUGCACAAGGCUUCUCUCAGAGGGAGGGGAUCGAUUUCGAUGAGAUCUUUGCCCCAGUGGUGCCCAGGGAUAUGAUCAGGACCAUUCUCACAAUUGCAGCAAAGUUCAACUGGGAAAUAGAUUCUGUGGAUGUUACACAAGCCUACCUCAACGCCGAUCUACAUUGUCAGCGGUCAUGCGCCCAAAACCUGAUAUCUGUAAUAGAACCGCAUCUAUUACGAAUCCUGUCGAGAUAUGUGACAGCACUUGUGGUAUUAUGA
Messenger RNA from Ustilago hordei, 609 nucleotides. RefSeq lists its product as uncharacterized. The coding region runs from base 1 to 609 and encodes 202 amino acids. Lineage: Eukaryota; Fungi; Basidiomycota; Ustilaginomycetes; Ustilaginales; Ustilaginaceae. The record is from RefSeq and is a predicted model, not a curated record. The transcript has a single exon.